This is a messenger RNA of Penicillium maclennaniae, 540 nucleotides long. Its product is annotated as class I SAM-dependent methyltransferase. The transcript has a single exon. The coding region runs from base 1 to 540 and encodes 179 amino acids. The record is from RefSeq and is a predicted model, not a curated record. NCBI's taxonomy places the organism in Eukaryota, Fungi, Ascomycota, Eurotiomycetes, Eurotiales, Aspergillaceae.
AUGUCCGAGCCUGUUGAAAGCCAUCAAAUCAAGGACGAUAUACAAAAAGCUUAUGAUGACAUUGCCGACGUUUACUUGAGCUGGACACAACCUUCUCACGCAGUACGUCUUUCCUAUCUGGAAAAGAUGCUUCGAUCCCUCGAUCCCGCAAAGGCAAAGAGGAGAAUGAACAUCCUCGAGCUAGGCUGUGGCGCCGGAGUGCCGUGUACUCAACAUUUGGCAUCCCAUGAAUCUAUUAGCGUCACCGCAAAUGACAUAUCCAACGCACAAAUCGCCCUGGCAAAAGAGUCACUGCCUGAGUCUGUCAACCUGAUACAGGGGGACAUGAUGGAAUUGGACUUCACUCCGGAGCAUUUCGAUGCAGUCACGGCCAUGUACUCUAUUUUCCAUCUGCCACGCGAUGAACAAAGUGUGAUUCUUCGUCGCAUUUUUACUUGGUUGAGGCCUGGGGGACGGCUCCUCGCGAAUUUCCCUGAGACUGGAUUUGAGAGUUCUUCUGAUCGGUCAUGGUUAGGCGGUACUAAGGGGGCAAUGCAUUGA